Hymenoscyphus albidus is the source of this 1617-nucleotide messenger RNA. The record is from the annotation of a GenBank genome assembly. Lineage: Eukaryota; Fungi; Ascomycota; Leotiomycetes; Helotiales; Helotiaceae.
CAUUCGUCCAGUGGAGUUUAGUCCCCUGUCAAAACUCCUUCACCAUGUCACAUCAAACAUCCCCACAAAAGCUUCACCUCUCCUCUCUCAUCCCGCUUCCAUAUGGCUCAUCAGCCUCAUCACCAUCCCUCCAAAACAAUGACGACCGCAAUCCUGCAACGCUAACCUCCACCAACACAAGCGACAAAAACCACAAGACAAAUCUCAGGUCCAGAGAGAGAAGAGGAAAGGCCAGGGAAAGAGGAAGGGAAAGCAACAUGGAUCCCUUCGAGGUGCGCAUUCGCUUCACGCAGCAUCUGCAGCAUCUGAAUGCCAGUGUGACGAGCGCGAACAAGGCGGCGCAGUAUGCCUUGAAGUUUCGGGAUAUGGAUGAGGAUUUGCACAAUUGUAUUUUGGAGCAGUUGGAGCGGGUGGGUUCCCUUUGACUUUGUUCCAUUUACUUUGCGAAGCACACGCGCUGAUGAAUGAAUAGAAUUCCAUGAAUAACCGUGCGAAUAUUAUGUAUUUCAUUGAACACCUUUGUGAUAUGGCAGCUAGAGAGAAGCAUCACGAUUACGUUCGCAUGAUGCAACGGGAUAUUUUGAGGAUUGUGGAUGCGGUUGCGCCAGAAGAUGGAUCUGGAGCUGCGAAUGUUAAGGUGGUGCGAAAGGUAUGUUUCCAUAGCCCUCCAAUCUCUUCAACCAGAGGACCACCGAAGGAAAGUCCAACCCGAAAGUAAAACAGCCAUACUAACACAAAAUAGGUCCUCCAAGCCCUGACCCAAAAGACCUACCUCCUCCCCCAAACCCUCCUCGAAAUCGAAGAAUGUCUCAUCUCCCGCGACACACACAGCCAUCCCUCCUCGCCGACCUCCCCUGUGGACGUCGAGAUGUCUGGUGUUCCCUACCGACCCUCUAUCUCCAAACCCCCCAAACUUGAUAAAAAGCAGGUCGAGCAGAGAAUAGAAGAGGACCGCGAGAGACACAAGAGGUUACGCGAGAAUAUCUGGGCGAUUUCGAAUCCCGAGGGUGGCGAUAGGGAGUUCAACAAGAUGUGGGAGGAGACUAGCGAUGUUGGAGAGGACGACUUCUUGCUGUACGAGGAAGAGGCGGUGGAGAGAGGGGUAUGUGCCGGGGAGUGGAGGGAGGAGUUUUUAAAGAUGCAUGGGGGUUUAGGGGAGGUUUAGGGUGCGAGGUUGUAAAUUGAUCCGAGGGGAGAAUAUGGGUUAAUUAGAACGCAUGGAUGAGGCCGUCUUUUCGAGCAUCUAGCUCGUGAGUAUUCAUGGCGUUUUUGGGCUGCAUCGCGUUGGCGUUAGGGAGUAUUUGAUGGGGGCGUUCUUGCAUAGAUGCAGUGGGUGAAAUUAGUUGGGAGAUACGAUGCAAAUGGCAUAUGGGCAAGUACCUAUUCAAGGCAUAUUCUACAUAUUUACUAUUCUUUGUAUCCGCUCUCAUCUUUCCUUUCAGUCUCAAUUUUCUCAAUUUUGUCUCUCUUCCUUGCUAAACUCUCAUUCGUACUAAUGGUAUUUCGAAGAGUUUUUCAAAUGCUUGUUCUAAGUCAGUCUAACGAGAUAAAAUAUAUGUAUAUAUGUUAUACGGAUAUAUAUCCGAUGUGCCUUCUGUUAUAUUCUAUACAAAUCAG